Messenger RNA from Rhizophagus irregularis DAOM 181602=DAOM 197198, 388 nucleotides. The record is from RefSeq and is a predicted model, not a curated record. NCBI's taxonomy places the organism in Eukaryota, Fungi, Glomeromycota, Glomeromycetes, Glomerales, Glomeraceae.
GCACGCAGAUACUAUAUUAAUUAAAAAUGGUAGAUUAAUGAUUACGGAUUUUGGAUUAUCUGUAGAAGCUACGUCAUUAGUAUCUGAGAAUAUUGAAAAUAUUGUUUAUGUUGAACCACGUCAUCUUCAUGAUUCAAGUUAUAAGUUAGAUAUGAGAUCUGAUGUUUAUAGCUUAGGUGUUCUUUUAUGGGAAUUGUCAAGUGGGCGCCCCCCCUUCCUUAAUUAUGGACAGGGAGAAUUCAGCUUAACUCGAACGUUGAUUAUAAAUGGAAAAAGAGAAGACCCUAUUGAAAGUACACCUUUGGAAUACCAAAAGCUUUAUCAACAAUGUUGGCACAAUAGUCCAGAUAUAAGACCUGAAAUUAAUGAAGUUCAUGAAAUUUUAUCU